Messenger RNA from Eurytemora carolleeae, 2965 nucleotides. Its product is annotated as delta-like protein B. Gene Ontology annotation, molecular function: calcium ion binding. The transcript has 9 exons. The record is from RefSeq and is a predicted model, not a curated record. Lineage: Eukaryota; Metazoa; Arthropoda; Copepoda; Calanoida; Temoridae. Gene Ontology annotation, biological process: Notch signaling pathway; multicellular organism development; cell communication. Gene Ontology annotation, cellular component: membrane. Bases 195 to 2447 code for a protein of 750 amino acids.
CCGAAAGCAGGACGUGCGUUUAAGUGCUGAUUAUAUUCAUUUUAUAGUGAUCAUAAAGUGCUUGGUAUCUGCAGUUUCUAAAUCAAAAUCAAGGAAAAGAUUCUGAAUAAAUUUUUAAAUGGUGGCCUACAAUAAAUGACAAUAGGUGACCUCAGAAGAGGCCAAUAAGAGCCUCGCACUUUCAAACAAUCAAAAUGAAUUUGAAAAAGUUUUCUCCAAUAGUUUUCCUUCUAAUUUUAUCAAAGGACGUAGAGGCGCGUGAGGCCGGUCCCCAGAGUAUAUUUGAGUUAAGACUUAAAAAAUUUCACAACAACGCGCAGAAAGACGCGUCUGGAAGAUGUUGUACGGGACUAACUUCCCCUGGCCCGUGCGCGGGAACUUGUGAUACUAAAUUUCGCGUGUGUUUGAAGCAUUAUAUGGCCCAGGUCGACUUUAUGUCGUCCUGCACAUUUGGUGAACAAAUAACCGGAGUCAUCGGGUCGACCAAUCUAAAUGUCGACCUUGCUCCUAUUCAGUUCGACAUCGACUUCAAAUGGCCGGGAACUUUCAGUUUGAUCAUCGAGGCUUGGCAUGAAGGCAAGAAUAUAGGAGCUAUGAGCAAACGUGGUAACGAUAGUUUGCUACACCGUGUUGUCGCAAAGUCUAGAUCUUUGGAUUCUGGUAGCCGAUGGAUUGGGGGAGAGGAUUCAAAAUUGGACUUCGACUACAGAUUGGUCUGUGCUGACAACUACUACGGCAAGGACUGCGACAUCAUCUGCAAGCCCCGUGACGACAACUUCGGUCACUACACCUGCGGUCCUGAGGGAGAAAAGAUAUGUUUGCCCGGCUGGGAAAUGGGCACGGGCGGCUACUGUUCUAAACCCAAAUGCUCACCUGGAUGUAACGCUCAGAAUGGAUACUGCAAGAAGCCCGGAGAAUGCAUAUGCCAGGACGGGUGGCAGGGUCCAGGAUGUACAGAGUGCAAGAGAUAUCCAGGUUGUGUACAUGGUACAUGCAGUGCCCGGUACACGUGUGAGUGUAAAACGGGUUGGGGAGGUCUUCUUUGCAACAAGGAUCUGAACUUCUGCACCAACCAUAGACCAUGUCAUAACGGAGCUACCUGUUUUAAUACCGGAGACGAUUAUACUUGCUCCUGUCCUAUUGGUUUCUCCGGGAGGAACUGUGAGACCAGAGUUGUCAGUAAAUGCAUGGAGAACCCCUGUAAGAACUCAGGAGAAUGCUUGCCUGGCCGCGACGAAGACUACACAUGCCAGUGUAAGGCGGGAUCCUACGGACACCAUUGUGAGUUCCAGUCGGACUUCGACGUCUGUUCAACCAAUCCCUGCGACAAUGGAGCUACCUGUACCUCCGGCAUGUCCGGAUACACAUGUACCUGCCCGCCUGGGUUCCAGGGAAGGAACUGUGAAAUCAACACCAAUGACUGUGAGAUGAACCCCUGCAGGAACGGUGGAACGUGCCAUGAUUUCAUCAACAGCUACAAGUGUAUCUGCCCCCUGGGAUACAUCGGGAAGCAUUGUGAGGAGAACUACAAUGAUUGUAAGAACACGCCGUGUGCAAACGGUGGAACAUGUCGGGACGGAGUUAAUGAUUUCACCUGUAUGUGCACGCCUGGUUACACAGGAAAGGAUUGCUCUCUAGAAAUCAACGAAUGUGAAGAGAAUCCUUGUCUCAAUGGUGGAUUUUGUAUCGAUGGAAAUAAUACCUUCAACUGCAGAUGUCUACCCAGACAUACAGGAAAAUAUUGUGAGAUUUUGCCUGAUGGUUCUAUUGAUCCUAAAUACUACGAACUCAAGGGAGUUCCCACCAAUGCUGGGAACUCUGGGAACGCAGCUCUUAUUGGAACCUUCUCGGCUUUGGUCCCUUUGAUGGUUAUUGUAGCAGCUAUUAUCAUCCUUUGCAUGAAGCAGCGUCGUAAAAUUGAGCAGCAAAGAGCAGAUUUUGAGGCCCAGUUAGAAAACGAACUGAACGCAGUGAAUUCUAUGAACAAAACAAAGAUCUUGGACGAUCAUAUGAUUGUUAACUCUCUGGAUUAUCCUCAAAAGAGCAUAAACACAAACCCUAACCUAGCAGAAGAAAAUAAUUUCUCCGCUAAAGAGAGUCAAUACGCUCAAAUGUCUAGAGCAAAAUCCACAAAACAGUUAAACACAGACUCAGUGCAGAGAAGCAGCUUGUAUUGUGAUAAAGUAGAGAAUAGUUACACACGAUCAAAGAUCGACAAAUCAAGAUUUGGUGGUCUGACGAAAUCAACAAAUUUAGACAUUUCUUCCUCAACACUUUGUAGUUCUUCUAGUGAAAAAUCCGGGUUCAAGAAGGAUCUUAACCGAGAUAUGUUCUACUCCGGCGGAGCAUCUUGUGGAUCCGCCUCACCCGCCCCAUCCUCCGUUUACAAUAUGCCGGAGGAUCCGGGCAAGUGUAUCGAAGACGACCUUCUCGCCACCGAGGUGUAAAUCUACGAAAUGUCCGGCUAAGUGUACACUGUAUGUACUGCCGCAACUCUAUUUGAAGGCUCGUGUUCAAUGUUUGGGUGAUUUCAACACCUGAAAACCAAAGAAGUGAGUGGGGGCGUGGCGGAAACCGCCUGAUUUUGUCAGAAAACGGAGAACUUGGUUGGGGCGGGGGUGUGGCCCCAGAGAUGCGCCUGAUCUCAACGAUGCAACCCAAUGUUCUCCCAGAUCCAUGCAAAACUAUUUUGCUGCUUAGAGCUUCUCUGUUUCUUACUUUUAUUUGGGCUGGCGGCAGAUAUAUGCAUAUUUGCCGCCAGUUUCAUUACUCCACAUGUUAUUCAUUCUGAAAUAGUAUAUUAUAGCAUUUUAUACGCUUUAGUUGUUAUUUGUAAAAGCAUUUUGACGUGUUUUUAAACACUUAAGUUACCCUUAAAGUUACAAUAAACCAUUUUGUUCAGUAUAUACCGUAAACCGAUGUUCCUUUAAUAUUAAAGUCAUAAAAUAAAAUAAGUUAAAUUUAA